AUGAAAGAGCUGUUUGGGAGUCCAGGAACAAAGAGUGGGCUCGUAUUAAGGAUUGGGCAGAGUUUGUUUGCAGCUUCUUCAAUUGGAAUUAUGGCAUCUGCGUCUGGGUUUUCUACUACUACUGCCUUUUGCUACUUAAUAGCAUCAAUGGGGCUUCAGUUUUUAUGGAGCUUUGGACUUGCCUGCAUAGACGUACAUGCUUUGAAGUUCAAUAAAGACCUGCACAAUCAAAUCAUUGUGAGCCUGUUUGUUGUUGGCGACUGGGUGACAGCGACUCUAUCACUUGCAGCUUCAUGUUCAUCAGCUGGUGUGGCGGUACUCUUUACUAAAGAUACAGAUAUCUGCAAAGUAGAGACUAAUUUCUCGUGCAAUAUGUUCCAAAUAUCCAUUGCUUUUGCUUUUGCAUCAUGGUCUCUUCUUGCUGUGUCUUCUUAUGUCAUGUUUUGGCUUCUGGCCUCGAUUUAA
This is a messenger RNA of Fraxinus pennsylvanica, 465 nucleotides long. The record is from the annotation of a GenBank genome assembly. NCBI's taxonomy places the organism in Eukaryota, Viridiplantae, Streptophyta, Magnoliopsida, Lamiales, Oleaceae.